Mobula hypostoma (lesser devil ray) is the source of this 1035-nucleotide messenger RNA. Its product is annotated as protein CEBPZOS-like. The record is from RefSeq and is a predicted model, not a curated record. NCBI's taxonomy places the organism in Eukaryota, Metazoa, Chordata, Chondrichthyes, Myliobatiformes, Myliobatidae. The transcript is spliced from 6 exons. The coding region runs from base 443 to 691 and encodes 82 amino acids.
GCGGGGUUCGUCGGCGCUGGGUGACCCAGGGACGUAGGUCCUGCUACCGAGCCCCUUAACAUCAUCGGCUGGCGACGCCAAGUCGCAGGUUCUUCACUUUUUAGCAGCUAUACCCACACAUGGGGGAAGGUUUUGGGAGUAAACCCUGAGGGAAAAUCCAGGAGCUGGAAUCGCCAAGGCAGCCCUACGUUGAAUUCAACACUGACUGGCAACUCCUGGGACGCUGCUGGUGCCAAACAGUAUUGGUCUCUGCUGUUCCUUUUGGUUCAUCAGAUGUGUGAAGAAGGGGAGCUUGCUACAGGUGCAACAGCUUACUCUCCAUAUUGUACUGUCCAGACUCGCAUAUCUACACAGCUAGGACACAACAUCCAUGGUUGACCCUGACUGAUGGGCUUCAUCAUCAUCAUAUAGACACCUGAAUAUACAGAUUCUCUAUUUAAGAAUGGCACCUAAAACUAUGGAACCAAUAGCAAUACGGAUCUUUAAGGGAGUUAUACUCUUGGAGGUCGCAGGAGUAAUAGGAGCAUACUGGCUCUUCCAUAGAAUGAAUGGCAGUCAAGAGUUCAGAUAUAAGGUAAACAAAAGGUUUCCCUCCAUUUUGGAAGUUUAUUAUAAAUCCAAUGAAUGGGCAGGAAUUUAUGGAAUUAGAGAACUGGAUCAGGAAACCUGGUCCAGCAAACAUAAGCAGUGAGUAUUCUCUUGGCCCUUAAGUUCUUCUGCCUUCUGAGAGUAUGUGCAUCUUUGCCUCUGAUCCAAGCGUCGCGAUCAGAUUCCCACUGUAGCUGCUUUAUACCUGCAAAAGUAAUAAAUGAAACUCAGUAGUGACAAUAGAAUUUUCCACAUUGGAAAGUUUUCCCAACAGAUCUAUUGGUUAAAAUCUACACAAGUGGGAGGAAAUUCUCUUGAUAAAUAAUCAAUUAAGAAACAACUUCAUUUUCACAAAUGUAAAUACAUUGUACAUCUUCAACUAAAGGAGAUUUACAAAAUGGAUUGAUAGGAUUUAAUAAAUUUUUGAUUGAGUCCAUGUCUAUUGAG